Molecule: messenger RNA, 1041 nt
Organism: Mucor velutinosus
Lineage: Eukaryota; Fungi; Mucoromycota; Mucoromycetes; Mucorales; Mucoraceae
Exons: 1
Coding region: 1-1041 (346 amino acids)
Biological process (GO): regulation of transcription by RNA polymerase II
Cellular component (GO): nucleus
Source: RefSeq, a predicted model, not a curated record
AUGGAUAACAUUAACUUCAACAUGAACAUGAACAUGAACAACAAUUAUCAACCAUCACCUGCAAUGGUUACUCCUCUCUUGGAAUCAUCAAACAUGGAUACACCCUUUCUUGACAAUUUCAGUGCUGACACACCACCCUUCUUUGACACUGCAUUAGACGUCUCACCCUACUUGAUGUAUGCUUCAUUUGCUGAUACCAACCAACAAAACAACAAUUCCAAGGACGUCUUCAUUGCUGGAUACUUGGACGGUCAUGAGAAUAGUGACAUUGCCAAGUUGACACAUGAUCCACUCAAGUUCAAUGGUGACCCAAGCGUUUUGGUCAUUGACAAAUCAAAGUCCCCAUAUUUAUCUUACCCCUCUCUGCCUGCCGCAGAAUCAAAGCCAUCUCCCGUAGUUAAAUUGGAAACUGUGACCGAGGAAGAUUCAGAUUCAUUGUUUCCUCCACUUAAUUCAUCUCAACAAUCCAUGAAUACUGAUACUCGAUCAAGCCAAGACAUCUCUCUGGAUCAGCUGUUAGGCUUUGAUCCCUCAUCUCCCCUUAGCGAAGAUGAUAGCGAUGACUAUGUCGUUGAUGAAGAAGCUCAACAACAUGACAAACAAGAUGAAAAGCAUGCAGAGCAACAGCAAUCAAGAAAGAGAAAGGUUGCUGAAUCUACCGCAGCAAGUUCAAACGCUCCAUCUACCAAGAAAACCAAGACCUCCUCUGCCAAGAAGGACGCUACCAUAGCCAAGGAAAACAAGCCAUCCAAGUUAUUCCAGUGCCCUUUGUGUCCUCACAUGUCCAAGAGAAGAUACAACUUGUCAACUCAUAUGAAGACUCACGACAAAAACAGAGUCAAGGAAUUUGACUGUCUUCAUGAAGGUUGUAACAAGAGCUUUGAUCGUCGUCAUGAUAGAGAUCGUCAUCUUGCUACUGUCCAUCGUGGUGAACGCUCUUACAACUGCUCUGAAUGCAAGUCUCAUUUCAGCCGUAGAGAUGCUCUCAACCGCCAUUUGGUCCAAAAGCACGACUAUGAUGAGCAAGAUUUUGCUGAAUAA